AGGCUGCUGAGGCCUGAGCCCCUCAGCGGCCGGGCCGGGCCCCGUGCCGGGGGAGCUCCCCGGGCCCGCAGCCCGCUCCCGGCGGCCGGUGCCCCGGCGGUGACGUCAGGCCGCUCGCCGUGACGCCUGCGCUCAGCGCGGAGCGGAACCGGCCUGCCCGGGCAGGGAACGGCGCUCCGUGAGGGAAGCGAGCCGGCGGCCGGGAGUUUAUGGAUUAUUUUGAAGAUGGGCAAGGUGUGUGCUGUGUUUGGAGGAUCCCGUGGGAUAGGCAGAGCUGUGGCAGAGCUCCUGGCGCAGAAGGGCUGCCGCCUGGCCAUCCUUGCUAGGAACCUGGACAUGGCCCAGAGCACUGCCCGGCACCUUGGUGGACAUCUGGCACUUAGCUGUGAUGUAUCCCGUGAACAAGAAGUCCAAAAGGCUUUUGAGGAGAUGCAGAGGAAUUUGGGUCCUAUUAACUACCUGGUUAAUGCGGCUGGGAUCAACAGGGAUGGUUUGCUACUGAGGACCAAGACUGAAGAUAUGAUAGCUCAGAUUCACACUAACCUUUUGGGAACAAUGUUGACAUGCAAGGCUGCUCUAAAGGUCAUGAUUCAGCAGCAGGGAGGUGCUAUUGUCAAUAUAGGGAGUAUUGUUGGACUUAAAGGCAACUCUGGUCAAAGUGUGUAUAGUGCUACCAAAGCAGGAUUAGUUGGAUUUUCACGCUCUCUUGCUAAAGAAGUAGCAAAAAAGCAAAUUCGGGUCAACGUUGUUGCUCCAGGCUUUAUUCACACAGAGAUGACAGCUCAUUUGGAAGAAGAUCAGUUGAAGAAAGCAAUUCUCCUUGGAAGAUUUGGAGAGCCUCAUGAAGUUGCACAAGCUGUUGUCUUUCUUUUAGAAUCCUCAUAUAUUACAGGGAGUGUUCUGGUUGUAGAUGGAGGCUUGCAACUUAUGACCUAAGUACUGCCUUGAAUAAAUGACUGCUUCAAUGUCAUGAUGGUGAUAUAUAAAUAUAUUCUGAAUAAAGGGAGAGGGUUGGAAAUCGUUGGAAGAUUGAUGUACAUAAUUGACUUGGUCUUUUUUAGUCAGAGGAGAACUUCAGCAGCAGUGAGGCGUAAUGUGUGUGUUUAGCUGCCCGAAAGAGUCUGUUUGAUGUUACAAAGUCUGUGUAUGAAACAAUUUGAAAAAGAUCUGGUUUUGAUACAGUGAUAGCUUCAAUAAUGUGCCGAUACGUUUUUAAAGCACUGUAUUUUUUAUAAAGUCCUGUUUGCUAAUUUGAGAUAGAAUGAGAUUUUAUUUGAAUUAACAUGUUACACAAAGGUUAAUAAAGUGCAGAGACAUGUUUA
Camarhynchus parvulus is the source of this 1322-nucleotide messenger RNA. It is a transcript of the gene CBR4, whose product is annotated as carbonyl reductase 4. Gene Ontology annotation, molecular function: quinone binding; oxidoreductase activity, acting on the CH-OH group of donors, NAD or NADP as acceptor. The transcript is spliced from 6 exons. The coding region runs from base 226 to 936 and encodes 236 amino acids. Gene Ontology annotation, biological process: fatty acid biosynthetic process. NCBI's taxonomy places the organism in Eukaryota, Metazoa, Chordata, Aves, Passeriformes, Thraupidae. The record is from RefSeq and is a predicted model, not a curated record.